This is a messenger RNA of Folsomia candida, 3969 nucleotides long. RefSeq lists its product as uncharacterized. The transcript has 2 exons. The coding region runs from base 2031 to 3353 and encodes 440 amino acids. The record is from RefSeq and is a predicted model, not a curated record. NCBI's taxonomy places the organism in Eukaryota, Metazoa, Arthropoda, Collembola, Entomobryomorpha, Isotomidae.
UUUCACCAUUUCAUGUACGGGAGAGUGUGGGCAAGUUUUAGUUUGUCAUUCGAUUGUGCUAAAUUUGGUUAAAAUAUUUUUAGCUUAGAUUGUAGAUUUGUUUGGGAAACGUAGUCAUGAUUUUGAGACAAUUUCUUGACUGGUUUUGGAAUCCGGAUGUCUGGUUGCCACCAGGAUUCGACUGGAAAGACAUCGUUCCUACGAAGGAAGUUAAAUAUGCGGUGCCAUACGACCUGCUUUACGCGAUUCCUAUCGGAAUUUGUAUGGUUUUUGUGAGAUAUUUUCUAGAGAGAAACUUAUUUCACCCACUUGGCCAACUACUCGGAAUAAAGGAGCAAAAAAAGCUUCGUCAACUUCCACCGAAUCCUGUGAUAAUUUAAUUAUCGAUAAUCGAUAAUCUCGUCGAUAAACUGUGAUAAUUUAAAUUCAUGUAUUUUGCAAAGGCAAAAAGUGGUAUCUUUAUUUGCUGUUCUCACUGAACUAAACUUGAAAUUUUUCAUGCAAGUUUUGCAUAAAAUUAGUUAAUGCUUACACAUUGGUCAAUGACUAAUAUAUUUAAUAUAUCGUGUAUGAAUCCAUAUUAAAAAAUUAAUUGUUCAAUCUACAUCCAUUAGUAGUAAAAAAUGUCUUUGUCGAUCUCAAGAAAAGCAAUUCACUACUGAUUUCAUGAGUUUCGCUCUUGCAAUGUAAAUUUUUAAUAAAAAUAUUCAUUUGUGCGGACCCAUCUUAAUCAAGUAUUUAUUACAAACGAAUAAGCAUGUGAUUAAUAGUUUUAUAUUGAAGUCUAAUUAUCGGUAAAAUAUUAUGUAGUAGUGACAAUUUCUUAGAAAAUGAAUUGAUUGAUUUAAACUGACUGGUUGAGACAAAUUAUCUAGCAGUUUUACGUGUGCAACUUGUCUCGUAUAGCCCCAAUUUGAAUUUCCCAGUUCUUCACAGUUAUUCACAGUAAGGUCGGGUGGUAAUUAACGGUAAUUAACGUUAAUUAACACUGUGAAUUACCACCCGGAACCCUGAUAAUAUUGCUAAAAACUAACAUAUAGUUUAGUUACACAAUUAUUACGGGCAAGUAUCAUUAGCAUGCAUAAUUAUUCAAAGGAAAAAAAAUAUAUAAAAAUUGAUGGCGUGAUAGGUAUUAAGUCUGGUAAAAGCAAAAUGCUUACGAGAUCGUUUAUUGUAGCUCCUUUCUCUAUUAGCAUACCUGUAAACUAUGUUUAAGAAAUGGAAAAUUCGGCUAUUCAGACGUCCUACGUUUUAUCUCAAAUUUCAACCAACACCAAUUUGGCCGAUACGGCUUAAUCUAAUCCUCAGCACAAUGGGACACAGCUAUAAAACAGAGCAGUUUAAAAUAAGCCGACCAAACCAUUUUAAAACAAAAACAUAUAUUAUUUUAGUAAAACUGAAAAUGUGGCCCUAUCCAAUUUUUCACCUUCUCGCUACAAUCAUCACAUUAUCACCAUACUCACUAUGUUCAACAAGCAUUUGGAGUGACGUCUUCGCCGAUACCGCCCUCACCAUCAUCUUUACCCCGAACUGUGACAAAUUAUCUGAUCUCGACGCAGACCUGUCUGACUUUCAGCCUGUUUGGUCUCAUAAUUCCUACAGUCCCCUCAGACAAAUCCUUUACUGCAACAAUUUAUCCGGACCGAUCAUUAUCGACGAGACCAUCACUUGGAAAUGGAAUCCUCCCACUGACAAAUCACCCAGACAAAAAUCCUCCUUCGUUCGGAUACACAAUUCCCCACAUGAUAUAAAUAUCGCAAUAUUUCUAAGAUGUGAAUACUUAAUCCUCUUCGCUAACGAGGUAGCCCGACCAGAAUAUAUCUUUGGACAAACAUCUCCCCACCGUGAUGCUGAAUGCUUCAAACGUGCCGCUAAAUUAAUAGGUAGUGCGAAAUUGAUACUGUUCGAAGACAAUUUCACAACACCCCUGCUACUGCCUUGUCUGACAUGCAGUCCCACCGCUUUUUCAAAAUUUAGAGAUCGUCUCAUUGUCCGUCAUCCGUGCCGCUUGGGACGCCCAAAAUAGGAACAUGCACCAGUACUCUGUCCUAGUUUGGGGUUCACCAAACGCAACUUGCGGGCUGCUCUAUUGGCGAAAUGCCAAUGUAAAAAACCAAUACUUCUGUCCUAUAGCAAUAGUUGCGGAAAAGUAUAACCUGACCAUGCAGGAGGACAGCGGAGGUGGAGAGGCUCACUUUUCCUUCCAGAAGAGUUUUGGCAGUUUCUUUUCUAUUCAACUGAAUAAGGUGGGCACGCGAGAUUACAUUCUCAACGUCAAUCUAAGGUCCAUCAACUUCUUAACGGUUACCAACCCGCCCUCUCCGUCCAACGGGGUGGAGACUUUCGUCACUCCGUUCGACCUGGCGACGUGGAUGUGUCUGUUGGUCAUCACACUUUCACUCGCGGGGUUUUUGAAUUUUGCAAUUCGGCAGGAUGAUCAAUGGGUAUCCUCGAUCAACGUGGCAAUUGCUGUAGUGUCCAUUCUGCUCGGACAGGUUUUAGAGACGACAGGAAAGGCGUAUGCAAGCGGAAAAGUUGCUUUGGUCUUGAUCACCUUCUGGCUGUUUGGGAACCUUUUUCUCACAUCAAAUUUGUACCAGGGCUCGAUAUAUUCGUGUUUAGCGGUACUCGUACCACCUCAAACUCCCCGCGGAGUGGAAGACCUCCUCAACUGGGAUGUGCCCAUGGUAGCGAUGGAUACUGUGUAUAGCACUCGUAGCCGGUCAUAUCAAACAUUCCUUAAGUUCUUCAUCAUCCCAGAAUUAAUCACAAGUUAUGUGAAAAAUUCAAAAUUUGUUAAUUUCCUGACCGAAUUUCAAGCCAGGGUUUUAUCGCUCAACAAGGCCGAAUCAGAUAUGAUACAUAAAACUGUUUCUGGAAAUACGAGCCGGACGCACAAAACAAUUGUGCUACUGUUUUUCGAAGAUAAAUUAGAUGACGUCGUGAAACAAAUUAAAAUAUUGGGAAACCGUCGUAGCGUGAAAAACAAGGGUGAUUCUCCAUUCAGGGUAAUACGAUUUCAGGUUGGGUUUGGAAGUUUGUUGGCGCCCUAUUUUGGUAAAGAAUGGGGGCGCAUGUUCACGACAGGAUUAAACCUGAUUUGGAGUAAAGUGCACAGCAUUUCACUAUAUUUUCACGCGAACCGGGGACAGUUGGAAAAACGAAAACGUUUUGUUGCCCUACAAAACUACUUAUGGAAUCAGAAGGACACAAUGACUUUACAUGAGGGAAACUCCAUCUCGAUAGAACUAAUUCGACCUGUUUUUACAAUAUGUGCAGUUUCGUUUGGGCUUGCACUGAUUGGGUUUGUGUUAGAAAAUGGGAAGUUUAUUAUCCGGAGGUUCAAAUCAUGAGUAAAUCUAGUUUACGAAGUGUAUAAGGAUCUGUUGGUUUACGGAUUGGGAAAAGCGGGGAUCCAUUAGUGUUGAUGGAGGAGACGCCGUUUGAAAUUUUACAACCAGCUAAAUACAAUCCUCCAUUGCGAUACUUUCGCAAAGGAGGAUUGUAUUUCUAACCUAAAAAAAUAAUAUGUACAUAAUGCUAAUGCUUGUAAAAAUUACUACUUAAUAAUGGGUAGCGUUAAAAUAUUUUGGUAAUUUAAUAAAAAUUUAAAUGACAUCUAAAUUUAUAUUAAGUUGUUACUUUCAUAAAAAUUGCAUCCUAAAUUAACUACGUCAGCUAUAUCAAAUUUUAAGAAAUAUAAAUAAAUAAUCGAUUUUUCAAUUUUAAAAUUCCCUAACAAAAUGCAUUCCUAACUUUUAAGGAAAUGAAGCCCAUAAUGUUUUGCAUUUAUUUUAUUAUUUCCAAAAAUUUGCGUAAUAUGAUUGAACACUAGAAUCGGUUUGAAAUUGCAUUUAAAGUUUUUCUUAUGAUGGUUCCUCUUGAUAUAUCAAAAUUCUUCAAUUACAAUUUUUAGUUUAUCCAUAUUAAAUAUAAAAUCAAAAUUGGAACCGAAAAGAAAUAAAUAUA